AAAUUUAGGCUUUCUAAAAGUACUUUUGAAUAUAGAAGGCUAUAAGUGAAAUUCAGUUUUGGUCUCCUUUACAGGAAUAGCUAUUCACAGUCAGACAGAACCACUUACACGUUUUGCAGUAUCUCCUGAGGAAGUCAGAGUCUGAGCCAGCAUGAAGAUUGAAUCUUGUCUUUGGUCUGAUUUUCCUUUAUUGUAACCAUGUGCAAGGUGGAGGUUAUAGCAUGGAAACUAAAAUCUUACUUCCUGCCUGACAUAACUCACUUCAAGAAGUACACAAUGUCAGAACAUGGGAUUAAGUGGGCCUGUGAAUAUUGUACGUAUGAAAAUUGGCCGUCUGCAAUCAAGUGUACUAUGUGUCGUGCCCAGAGACCCAGUGGAACAAUUAUUACAGAAGAUCCAUUUAAAAGUGGUUCAAGUGAUGUUGGUAGAGAUUGGGAUCCUUCCAGUACUGAAGGUGGAAGUAGUCCUUUGAUUUGUCCAGACUCUAGUGCAAGACCAAGGGUUAAGUCUUCAUACAGCAUGGAAAAUGCAAAUAAAUGGUCAUGCCACAUGUGCACAUAUUUGAACUGGCCAAGAGCAAUCAGAUGUACCCAGUGCUUAUCCCAACGUAGGACCAGGAGUCCCACAGAAUCUCCUCAAUCCUCAGGAUCUGGUUCAAGACCAGUUGCUUUUUCUGUUGAUCCCUGUGAAGAGUACAAUGAUAGAAAUAAACUGAAUACAAGGACCCAGCAUUGGACUUGUUCUGUUUGCACAUAUGAAAACUGGGCUAAGGCUAAAAAAUGUGUUGUUUGUGAUCAUCCCAGACCUAAUAACAUUGAAGCAAUAGAGUUGGCAGAGACUGAAGAGGCUUCUUCAAUAAUAAAUGAACAAGACAGAGCUCGAUGGAGGGGGAGCUGCAGUAGUGGUAAUAGCCAAAGAAGAUCGCCUCCAACUACGAAACGGGACUCUGAAGUGAAAAUGGAUUUUCAGAGAAUUGAAUUGGCUGGUGCUGUUGGUAGCAAGGAGGAACUUGAAGUGGACUUUAAAAAACUAAAGCAGAUUAAAAAUAGGAUGAAAAAGACUGAUUGGCUAUUCCUCAAUGCCUGUGUGGGGGUUGUGGAAGGUGAUUUAGCAGCCAUAGAAGCAUACAAGUCAUCAGGAGGAGACAUUGCACGCCAGCUCACUGCAGAUGAAGUACGCUUGCUGAACCGACCUUCUGCUUUUGAUGUUGGCUACACUCUGGUACACCUGGCCAUACGCUUUCAGAGGCAGGACAUGCUAGCAAUACUGCUUACAGAGGUGUCUCAACAAGCAGCAAAGUGUAUUCCAGCAAUGGUGUGUCCUGAACUGACAGAACAAAUCCGGAGAGAAAUAGCUGCUUCUCUUCACCAGAGAAAGGGAGAUUUUGCUUGCUAUUUUCUGACUGACCUUGUAACAUUUACAUUGCCAGCAGAUAUUGAAGAUUUGCCUCCAACAGUACAAGAAAAAUUAUUUGAUGAGGUGCUUGAUAGAGAUGUUCAAAAGGAGCUAGAGGAAGAAUCUCCAAUUAUAAACUGGUCCUUGGAGUUGGCUACACGUUUGGACAGUCGACUGUAUGCACUUUGGAACCGGACUGCCGGAGAUUGUUUACUUGACUCAGUACUACAAGCUACCUGGGGCAUUUAUGACAAAGACUCGGUGCUUCGGAAAGCCCUGCAUGACAGCCUGCAUGACUGUUCACAUUGGUUUUACACACGCUGGAAAGACUGGGAAUCGUGGUAUUCCCAGAGCUUUGGUUUACAUUUUUCACUGAGGGAGGAACAAUGGCAAGAAGACUGGGCAUUUAUACUCUCUCUGGCUAGUCAGCCUGGAGCAAGUUUGGAACAGACACACAUUUUUGUACUCGCGCAUAUUCUUAGACGACCAAUUAUAGUGUACGGAGUAAAAUAUUAUAAGAGUUUCCGGGGAGAAACUUUAGGAUAUACUCGGUUUCAAGGAGUUUAUCUGCCUUUGUUAUGGGAACAGAGUUUUUGUUGGAAAAGUCCAAUUGCUCUGGGCUAUACAAGGGGCCACUUCUCUGCUUUGGUUGCCAUGGAGAAUGAUGGGUAUGGCAACCGAGGUGCUGGUGCUAAUCUGAACACUGAUGAUGAUGUCACCAUCACAUUUUUGCCUCUGGUUGACAGUGAAAGGAAGCUCCUCCAUGUGCACUUCCUUUCUGCUCAGGAGCUAGGUAAUGAGGAGCAGCAAGAGAGACUGCUGCGAGAGUGGCUGGACUGCUGUGUGACUGAAGGGGGGGUUCUGGUGGCUAUGCAGAAAAGCUCUCGAAGGAGAAACCACCCCUUGGUCACGCAAAUGGUAGAAAAAUGGCUUGACCGCUACAGACAGAUCCGGCCUUGUACAUCCCUGUCUGAUGGAGAGGAGGAUGAGGAGGAUGAGGAUGAAUGAACACAAACACAUACACCUAAGGAGCAAAAGACCAAGGCAUCAGAACUAAGAUGACCCACAAAUUAGUGUGGCAUUCUAAGCAGAAUAUACAGCAUGGAGUGAGCCAAACCCUGCAGGAUCUGCUCCCAAGUAUCUAUCUUUCUGCUCCACACCCCCUGGAGAUAACGAGUGCAUCUGCAUGAGGAGACGGAGAGCUUUGGUUGAACUACAGUUUGUAAAAAAGACCCUAAUUUUAUUGACAGAACUUUUUUCUUUUCAAUUGUAAAUCUGUCUCUGAAUGUAACGCAUGUGGUUGUGUAAGAAGUCGUGUACUAGGAAAAGUGCACCAGCAUCUUCAUGUUACUGAGAACAUUUCCCCAGCAUGGGCACUCGUAAAAAGCACACGGCCGGUAACUUUGUUGAGACACUCUCAUUAGAACCUGACAUCCUGCUCCCACCCUACGAGACCCAUUUCCAUUGUUUCAGAGAUUUGGAAACUUUGUACAAAUUAUCCACGGCAAGAUGAAAAUAAACAAGCCUUUAUUUUAUUAAUAAUUUACUUCCUGUUGUGCCCAAUAAAAUAAAAAUGAAAUCCUUAGGAACAAACUGCAAGAAAAACUAGCAAUUUUGUUUUUGAGUGAACUUUACAUAGAAAUUGUCUUGUUUUGAAGAGGGUUUUGGUUUCUGUUGUUUUCAAGUUUCCUGAUUUGCCCCUUUCAUUAUUUAGCUAUUUAUUUGUUUGAAAGAGUGCCCUGUAAAGGGGGUUCUUACUCGACUCUGGGCAGGUGCGUUUGUGCACUUAUUCCCUGGAUAAAUGGAAAGGGAGCAGGUUCACUUGUCCCUGGGUGGAUUGUGUGACAGUCAUGUGGACUCAAAUCUGUUCUGCUCCCAGGUGGCCAUGUAGAGGGUCUUCAGAUUCUUCUGUCUUUAUUGUCACCUCUGCUCUAAAGCAGAUGCUGUACUGAGGGCAUGCCUUUGCUUAGGCUGAUUGGGAAUACAGUUCAGUACAAACAGAAUAAAGAUUGUUAAAUGCAGUAAGGUGGUCAAUGAAUUGUAUGAUCAUUCUCUGUAGUCCAAGAAUUUUUGCAUGUUGGUUAGUUGUAGCCAUUAUUUAAAGUUAAAACUGUAAUCUUAGAAAAAUUUUAUGGAGUUAUUUGACCACUUGAGGUAAUUAGUGCUGGUGAACAUUUCUGACCUAUCUCAGGAACACGACACAUAGUGUCCUGCUAAGCACUUAGUAGACUGAUGUGGCAAGCAGUUGUUACAUAGCAAAUAUAUUCACUUCCCUUCUCCCCUUUAAUGAAAAGGCUGUUGAAACCUUUAAAUCUUGUUUUCUGAUGAGAUGGUAUUGAAGUGUACACAACCUUCAGUUUGCUGGAAUACUAAAAAGAGGAAAAUACC
Peromyscus leucopus (white-footed mouse) is the source of this 3783-nucleotide messenger RNA. RefSeq names its product zinc finger RANBP2-type containing 1 (gene Zranb1). Gene Ontology annotation, cellular component: nucleus; cytoplasm. Gene Ontology annotation, biological process: protein K29-linked deubiquitination; protein K33-linked deubiquitination; positive regulation of Wnt signaling pathway. NCBI's taxonomy places the organism in Eukaryota, Metazoa, Chordata, Mammalia, Rodentia, Cricetidae. The transcript has 10 exons. Bases 199 to 2403 code for a protein of 734 amino acids. The record is from RefSeq and is a predicted model, not a curated record. Gene Ontology annotation, molecular function: cysteine-type deubiquitinase activity; K63-linked polyubiquitin modification-dependent protein binding.